Messenger RNA from Suncus etruscus (white-toothed pygmy shrew), 1959 nucleotides. RefSeq names its product sodium channel epithelial 1 subunit gamma (gene SCNN1G). Gene Ontology annotation, biological process: sodium ion transmembrane transport. The coding region runs from base 1 to 1959 and encodes 652 amino acids. The record is from RefSeq and is a predicted model, not a curated record. Gene Ontology annotation, cellular component: membrane. Gene Ontology annotation, molecular function: ligand-gated sodium channel activity. The transcript has 12 exons. Lineage: Eukaryota; Metazoa; Chordata; Mammalia; Eulipotyphla; Soricidae.
AUGGCUCCCGGGGAGAAGAUCAAGGCGAAAAUCAAGAAGAACCUGCCGGUGACGGGCCCGCAGGCGCCCACCAUUAAGGAGCUGAUGCACUGGUAUUGCAUGAACACCAACACGCAUGGCUGCCGCCGCAUCGUGGUGUCUCGAGGCCGCCUACGCCGCCUGCUCUGGAUCAUCUUCACGCUCACGGCUGUGGCGCUCAUUUUCUGGCAGUGCGCCCUGCUUGUCUUCUCCUUCUACACUGUCUCCGUGUCUAUCAAAGUCCACUUCCAGAAGCUUGACUUCCCCGCCGUCACCAUCUGCAACAUCAACCCCUACAAGUACAGCGCUGUACGGGACCUGCUGGCCGACCUGGAGCAGGAGACUAGAAGCGCCCUGAAGACCCUCUACGGCUUCUCAGAGAUCAAGUCUCGCAGGCGCCGUGAUGCAGAACCCUGGGGUCAGGCCUGGGAGGGCCUGCAGCCCAAAUUCAUCAACCUGGCCCCGCUGCUCAUUUUCGACCAGGAUGAGAGGCACACGGCCAGGGACUUCCUCACCGGCCACAAGCGGAGAGUAGGAGGCCGCAUGAUUCACAAGGCGGCCGAUGUGGUGCAGGUCCACGAGUCAAAGAAGGUGGUGGGCUUCCAGCUGUGCUCCAAUGACACGGCCAACUGUGCUGUCUACACCUUCAGCUCAGGGGUCAAUGCCAUCCAGGAGUGGUACAAGCUGCACUAUAUGAACAUCAUGGCGCAGGUACCUCUGGAGAAGAAAAUCAACAUGAGCUACUCGGCUGAGGAACUGAUGAUCACCUGCUUCUUUGAUGGGGUAUCCUGUGACCCCAGGAACUUCACUCUUUUCCACCAUCCGAUGUAUGGAAAUUGCUACACGUUCAACAGCAAAGAGAAUGAGACGAUCCUUAGCACCUCCAUGGGUGGCAGUGAAUAUGGACUGCAGGUCAUCUUGUACAUAGAUGAGGAGGAGUAUAAUCCAUUCCUGGUGUCCUCCACGGGGGCGAAGGUGAUUGUCCACCGGCAGGAUGAGUACCCCUUCAUCGAGGAUGUGGGAACAGAGAUAGAGACGGCUAUGGCCACCUCCAUUGGAAUGCACCUGACCGAGUCCUUCAAGCUGAGUGAGCCCUACAGCCAGUGCACUGUGGACGGAAGCGAUGUGCCCAUCAAGAACAUCUACAACGCUGCCUACUCCCUGCAGAUCUGUUUGCACUCCUGCUUCCAAACCAAGAUGGUGGAGAAAUGUGGGUGUGCCCAGUACAGCCAGCCUCUGCCCCCAGCAGCCAACUACUGCAACUACCAGCAGCACCCCAACUGGAUGUACUGCUACUACCAGCUUCACCAGGCCUUCGUCCGGGAGGAGCUGGGCUGCCAAUCUGUAUGCCAGGAAGCUUGCAGCUUUAAGGAGUGGACGCUGACUACCAGCCUGGCCCAGUGGCCCUCUGGGGUUUCAGAGAAAUGGCUGCUGUCUGUUCUCACUUGGGACCAAGGACGACAAAUCAAGAAAAAGCUCAACAAGACUGACUUGGCCAAACUCUUAAUAUUCUACAAAGACCUGAACCAGCGCUCCAUCAUAGAGAGCCCUGCCAACAGUAUUGAGAUGCUUUUGUCCAACUUUGGUGGCCAGCUGGGCCUGUGGAUGAGCUGUUCUGUCGUGUGUGUCAUCGAGAUCAUCGAGGUCUUCUUCAUCGACUCCUUCUCCAUCAUUGCUCGCCGCCAAUGGCAGAAAAUGAAAGAGUGGUGGGCCCGGAAACGAGCCCCCCAUUGCCCCGAGGCACCCAGUGCCCCUGGGGGUCAAGACAACCCAGCCCUGGAUAUUGACGAUGACUUGCCCACCUUUACCUCUGCUCUACGUUUGCCUCCAGCACCCGGGACCCAGGUGCCUGGCACCCCACCCCCCAGAUACAAUACCUUGCGCUUGGAGAAGGCCUUCUCCAGUCCACUCCCCGACACCCAGGUGUUAGGGGAGUCCUGA